ACCCACCUGUCAGCAGGAGGAGCAGCAGCAUCUUCCUCCCCUGCAAGUACCUAAUUGGGAGUGGGCUGGUAGUAAUCGGUUUGGUCUGCUGCUUUCGCCCUGGGUGCUGUUGUGACCACCUUGCGGUUAGCGCACAUUGUGCUCCUUCCUCGUUGCCUUGCUCCGCAUUUCACACGCUGCACGCGCGCCUGAGAGCCACGCAGUCCACCGAGCUCUGGCCCACAGGUGUAUGUUUCCCCCGUGUCACCCAAGCGCACAUGCUCAUGCACCGCCGUGCAUGUGCGCUCGCUCUCGCACGUGCAUCCAUGCGUGCACGAGGAGCGUUUUUCCCCUCCGCUAGGGCAUAACGUGACCGUUUUCGCUGGAUGGUAUGAGACUGCCUGAGAAAGGGAGUGAUUUGAGGGGGGGGGGGGGGGAAGGGGGGGAGGAGGAGGGGGGGGAGGAGGCGGAGGGGGGGAAGCAACAGGCGGGGGAGGGGAGUGGGAGAGAAGAAGUCUCGGAAGCUCGUAUGGAGUAUGGCAUGGACAACUGGCCGCAUGGUGGUGCUCCUUCAGCACCACUCACUCGCUUUUGCGUUCCACAUUGGACCGCGCUGGAUUGCAACAACCACUGCCACCACCAUCACCACCAUCAUCACCAUCAUAACCACUAUCGUCAUCAUCCUCACCAUCUUCAAGAGUCGCAUCAUCAUCAGAUCAGGGCCAUCACCUCAUGGCUGUGUUUGUUCCCACCUAUGUCUCUUGCUGCUACUGCGGCCAUAGCUGCUGUUGCUGUGUCAUACCCGGUACUACCGUACCUGUGUUUGGGUUCCAUUCUUUUGCCAUCACUAAUGGAUAUACGCGCCUAGGUGUGUACAUCCGGGGGAAACAAUCCCCCGGAUAUAAUCCCCUUUGCCCAGGAUCUAAUCCCUAUACGCACAGGGGGGAAACUAAUCUGGGGGAAACGCACCUCCCCUUUGCCCGGGAUCUAAUCCCUAUACGCACCCCCUGAAAUUCCCGCGCAAGAAUCUUUUGCUGACUGGGUUGAUUACAAAUUCGAG
Messenger RNA from Closterium sp. NIES-67, 1039 nucleotides. The record is from the annotation of a GenBank genome assembly. Lineage: Eukaryota; Viridiplantae; Streptophyta; Zygnematophyceae; Desmidiales; Closteriaceae.